CGGAAUCGGCGGUAGCCUACACGUGGGACUGAACUACUCUCCUGUUACCGACGGUACCAGGUAGGGGGAUUCCGCCAAACAUGACUCAAUCAUUUACUCUCGACAGCCGCCGGGACACUAUUGUCGAUUUGCGUUGUGAUUACAUACUUCCGCACAGUACUGUAGGUGAUUUACCUAGGUCACUCACCUACCAGUGGAAGCGGAAGCGCAAACGCUUCUCCGUCUUCUUUGCCUCGCGUGCUCUGCGGAUCCGCCGCAUUAACUUGGUAGUGUCGUGCAGUAUACAUGUCCCAGUUACAAUCUCCCAGGAUCGAGAUGGUGAAGGAAUGACACGAGAGGUGUGUCAAGAUCGAAUGAAAAACAAAAAAACCGACAGCCAGCUGAAAGGAAACCUGCGUAGAUGACACUACCUAGAAUUUCUACAUGUUACCACCUACCCUGCACAGAUAUCUGUAUUGCGACACCCCGAGAGCAUAACCACAACACGCGGGCAUCCAAAGAGGAAGAUCAAAAAUGUCUUGACUCGAUCUUCGGGACUUGGUCGCCAAAUCAUUCUCGACAUCCCAGAAUGCAGAAACCCGGACAAGAAAUUAACUGGAUACGAAAAUUGUUUUUCGUUUUGGGACGUUGGCAUUACCAAUACAUACUACUCUUUCUCCAUUGUGGGAAAAGAAAAUCGAGUCUUAUAGCUACCUAUAAGCAAAACAUGCAAAAUACAUCCGGGGUAUCAUGAACUCUCGUU
Exophiala oligosperma is the source of this 742-nucleotide messenger RNA. RefSeq lists its product as uncharacterized. The transcript has a single exon. Bases 401 to 733 code for a protein of 110 amino acids. NCBI's taxonomy places the organism in Eukaryota, Fungi, Ascomycota, Eurotiomycetes, Chaetothyriales, Herpotrichiellaceae. The record is from RefSeq and is a predicted model, not a curated record.